UUGUAGUUACGGCGAGAUUGUUCAGUCUAAUCGAAUUGCGUCAACGGCACACACUUAAGGGGAAGCUAGAUAAGUGCCGGCGGGACAAAGGGGGUUCAUCUGUCAUGUCUCUGGUGGUCGUUCAACUUGGCCAGUGUGGGAACCAGGUUGGGAAGCAGCUGUUUGAAGUGGUAAGCACAGAUGGGCGGAGAGGCUCCAACGAGAGCAAGUAUUACUCGAGCAUUUCGCAGGAGCGAUUCUUCAGCAGCAGCACUGACGGAGUACAAGUAGCUCGGGCUGUUCUUGUUGACAUGGAGCCAAAAGUCAUCAGCCACACUAUGUCUAAAGCUGCAAACUCAGGGAGCUGGAGAUAUGGAGCUCAAUCAUCCUUCUGUCAGAAACAAGGAUCCGGAAAUAAUUGGGCAAGUGGGUUUUGCGUUCAUGGUCCCCGACACGAAGAAGCUGUGAUGGACCUGGUCCAACGGGAGGUUGAGAAAUGUGAGCGGCUCAGUGGUUUCUUGACGAUGAUGAGUCUGGCUGGAGGGACUGGGUCCGGGUUGGGUACAUUUGUUACUCAGUGCUUGCGGGAUAGAUACCCACACUCAUUGAUACUAAAUCAACUCACGUGGCCUUAUGGAACUGGAGAGGUGAUUGUCCAGAAUUACAACACAGUGCUGACAUUGUCUCACUUGUAUCAGUCAUCUGAUGCACUACUCAUUCAUGAGAAUGACAUCAUUCACAAGAUUUGUUCGCAGUUAUUGAAUAUAAAACAGAUCUCCUUCACAGAUAUCAACAAAGUAAUUGCUCAUCAACUUGGAAGUGCCUUGCAACCAGCAUGCACCAGACUGCAUGCAACAGAAUAUAGUUCAAAUCCUCUUGGUGAUCUGCUGGAAAGUUUGGUAACUCAUCCAGAGUAUAAAUUACUCGGCUUGAUGAACAUCCCACAGAUGUCUGACAUUUCUUUGCAGUUCAGUUCCUUUACCUGGUCAGGGCUACUGAAGCACCUGCGUCAAAUGCUGAUGGCCAAUACAAAAAUGGAAGCAGGUAUUGAUUGGCGAGUGAAGCUUCCCCUGAUAGGUCUCCCGCCAGCUGCAAAAGUUUCACAAAAUAAAGAGCUGCACAUGAAUAUGUCUCUGGCCAACCUACUGAUAUUGCGAGGGAAGGAUGUUCAGGAAGCUGAUGCAGGCAGUUUUCAGGAUCGGGCACUGUACACUUCCUGGAUGCCUGUGGAUACUGCCUUCAAUCUCUGGAGAACCUCUGUACCCUUCAAUAAGUAUGAGAAAUCAGCCACUCUUGUUAGCAAUAGCCAGUGUCUCCUGAAACCUCUGGACUGUGCAAUCAAUAAAGCUUGGGACAUGUUUGCCUCCAGGGCUUACGUGCAUCAGUAUGUGAAACAUGGAAUCUCAGAGGAGGAAUUUCUAGACAGUUUUACAACCAUGGAACAGGUCAUCGCUAGUUAUUCUAGCCUUGGAUAGAUGAUGGUGAUGUGAGAUGUUUACCACUACUGCUCUGAGUGAUUAAGCAGCAUAUUGCAAGUUUCACUCAAAUCUUAAUCACCCCAGGUAUUAACAAUUAAAAUCUUUGUAAACUUUAAACUAUUUUUCUAUGAUGUAUUUAAGAUUUGCCCUAAUAAUAUGAAGAAUAUAAUACAAAAUAUUUCAGUAUUAAUUGUUUUUCCUGUUUUCUUCUUCUAAAUAUCCAGUAAAGUUUUAACAACCAAUGAGCAAAUAUCUGUUGCUUGUAUCAGUGAAGACAUCUUGUAGAAAGUGAGACCUUCAUAUUGAUAGUUCAGGAAAAAGUCAGUGAGGUUCCUAGCCGGGUUGACAGGAUGUCAUCUGUUAGUGAGCAAGGACGGGCUGCUCAGUCUCAGUGAGCUGUAGAUGAGAUGCAUGGUCUUGGGGAGUUUUGAAAGUUUUCAAAUACUUUGCUUCCAUGCCUGCAAGGAGAAGAAUUUCAAAGACACUCAAAACUGUAAAGAAGAUUUGCCCUAUUACUGUAUGGAAGAGCUGCCCCCUUGUUUUCAAACUGUAGCCACUGUCGUGGUUUCUCGUUUCUCACAAACGACAAGGAGACGCAGAAAACCUGUCAAGACAUUUUAAACUUUAAUUUGCAAAUCAAAGCUGAGACCAUCAGAAAGCUAGUAGCCGACUGCCCGCCGAGGCUUGUAUACAGCAUUUUUAUAGCAAUUUUCCUAUCUUAGCUACAUUAUCAUAUUCAGUCGGUCUGUGAUUACAUAUCAUCAAAUAUCCGCUCUCAACUUUCCACUAUUGUUUUACUCCCCAACUUAAUUAUGUCCUAGCUUACAUUUUAGACCAUAUGUCCUCUCAUCCCUAACCACAGUUAUUUCUUAAUUAGUCUUGCAUUGACAUACUGCCACAUAUUUCAUCACCUUACUCGCCACCGUUAUCUUUCUACUUGGUUUCAUUCUAGUUUUCUUCAUGAAUUAAUAGUGAACAGGUCAAAAGUCAUGGCUACAUAGUGAAUACCUUCUAUUGAGCUAGCAGUGGUUACAUGGUAAAUAUAGAAAAUACAAUGUGUGCAUUUGAGUAAAUACUGUUGCAUAAAUACUGUAAUACAUAGAAGAUACAAUGCAUGCAUUUGCAUUUUUCAAUAUAAUCCUCCCUUUGAGACCCACAGGGUCUGAUACAGAGAGAGAGGACUGAGAGUCUAUGCACAAAAGCUCAAAUAAAGCCCCGCAUUUACUCCCAAAUUUUGGGUUAAACUAUAGUUUCCUGUGCUUAGGACUCUAAGUGUUCUCUCCCUACCUCCCUAGGUCAUUGAGCCAAAAACCCGUCCCUUCGUAUCUGAGACAGGGAAAAAGACUCAGGAGCCUUCACAGUCUAAUCCCCACAUAUUUCAUCUCUCUCGUUCGUCUUGCAUGUCUCGUAGACUGUACGA
This is a messenger RNA of Mobula hypostoma (lesser devil ray), 2877 nucleotides long. It is a transcript of the gene tubd1, whose product is annotated as tubulin, delta 1. The transcript is spliced from 9 exons. Gene Ontology annotation, biological process: mitotic cell cycle; microtubule cytoskeleton organization. The record is from RefSeq and is a predicted model, not a curated record. Gene Ontology annotation, cellular component: cytoplasm; microtubule. The coding region runs from base 105 to 1454 and encodes 449 amino acids. NCBI's taxonomy places the organism in Eukaryota, Metazoa, Chordata, Chondrichthyes, Myliobatiformes, Myliobatidae. Gene Ontology annotation, molecular function: structural constituent of cytoskeleton; GTP binding.